UUGAAGUAAAUAUGUGUAGACACUUUAUUCAGCCUCCAGGCUUCAGUCUUAAAAGCCUACCUCAAAAACUGACCAUCAAAUAUGGUAGAUAAAUACAGCCACCUGGUGGCCAAUCGUUAUACAGCAAGAUCCAUUUGGUGGUUAGAUGGCACCCACACUGUGAGACAGUUGCUGAGUCUACUUACAAUAGUUUUUUAAUUAUAUCUAUCAUAAUUUCUCAUUAGUCUCAUGUAUACGCACUGCCAGUGUUGUUCAUUGAUCAUUGUCUGUUUGUUUCAUGUGUCCACUUACAGAGUUGAACUUACAGAUCAAACAGAUGGUUUAAUAAUUCAUUUUUUUGCAACCUUCUUGAUGCUUCUGAGUGAGUAGUUUGGCCAACCACAAGGCAGACUUUGUGUACAGGGAUAGAAGAUAAAGAUUUUGUGUUUUUUGGCUUCAGGUAAGCACCUCCACACCGACGUCAUCCAUGGAUUAGACUACUCUCUGAUUGUUCCCCCUGCAGCCUGCAGCGCCACUGACGCACUGGGUUGGAAGUGGGUCGGCUGGGCAUUAGUGAAGGUGGCUGUCUGGAUCCUGGUUAGAUAGACAUAUAAUUAGGUUGUCUGUUCGUCUGUGGUGCAUGAUUGUCUCAUUUCAACUGCAGAGGGCCAGGUAAGCACUCUCAGUAUAUUUUCAUUAUACUGGUGUUCAAAACAAUGUUGAGGUAUUUAGUGUAAACACCUGUGUAGUAGUGUAGUUGCUAUAGUAGACAGCUGUGAACAGUUUUAGCCGGAAUAGUUUUUAUGGAACUAAUGUAGUCUAGAUGUUCACGGAAAACGACUAGAGAAACAGCUAAAUCAUGUGAGAGCACAAGGUUGACUUAGACUAACAAUUUAACAGGCUUCUAUUCUGCAUCCAGCCUGUCACUUCUAUGUAUGGUUAUGUAGAGCUGUGUGGCAGAGCAGCAAUCUGACUUCUACUCAUCACCUUGCAUGUCAAUACUGAAGAAAGAAAGAAAGAAAGAAAGACAGACAGACAGCAAGAAAGAAAGAAAGAAAGAAAGAAGUUGUGUUGUGAUGUGAUGUGCAGAAUAGUAGAAUUAGUAGAAUUUAUUGAUACAGCAGACCUGGAUACUUUUAACUGCUGGUAGGUUUGUAUGUGGGGAUUAUAGAUUAAUCAGUCAUCAGAAAAUUAAUCAGCGUCUGCUUUGAUUAGUCCUCUUUAAAGCUAAAUUGUCAGAAAUCUACUGGAAAUCUGUUCAACCAAUGUGAAUGUUUUCUAUUUAUCUGCUAUGAUAUUAAAUGAAAUAUUAAAUCUUGUCCAUAUCUGAAUAAACAAGCUGUUCUCAAAGGAAAAUAAGCUCUCCAGAGCACUUUUUGAAGCUAGAAAGGUGGCAGGGUCCGCCACAUAUAAACAAAGUAAAACAGUAUGAAAUUGUAUUGUCCUUUAAGAUCAGUCUGUUUAAAAAUCAGUCAAUGGAGAUCUCUCUCUUAAAUAAGUCAUCAUUAAUCAUUAGGUCCUCCUGCACAGAUAAAGGACAAAUACAUGGUGGUAACCUCUCCCCCUGUUGUCUUUUAGCUUGGAGCACACCAAGCCCUCAGCCGUGGUCACUGGCUUAGGCAGUUCAAAAAUAAAUCAGGAAACCAAUAUAGGACUGUAAGCCAGUGAGCUAGACAGCUUUCACAUCAUUCAUGCGUCGACAUUCACAGAUAUAUCGAUCCACGAUUAUCCCAAUAAUGAAAAUUCACCACGAUCAGCAAUAAAGUGUUAUAGUAUCCCGUCACUACUUCCUGCACAGAGCUUUAAAUAAUGAGAAAAGACUUUGUCACACAGGAGAGGGUAUCUGAGGUUCACAGGGUUUCUGGCUGCUGCCAUGGAAAUGUGUCUGCUGGCCGACCGUUCAAGCUUUUCUUGUAGCUGUGAUCUCUUUAGUUUGACCACUUUCCUCUCUCUCCAACCUUCUCAGGUAAUCUUACUCUCCCAUCAGCCCCUUUUACCUUCCUUUCCUGUCCUUAUAUCACUGCCUGUAAGCUUUCCACCUUCGCAACAUGGCAGAGGCCCCAGCAUCCGCCUCCUCCGAGGAUGGUCUGUCUGCGCUGUGGCAGUUUUCCACUCGGCGUAGCAGGAAGCCAGGCUGCUCCAACAUCUUUACGGGGGUCAACCUGCACCAGCUGCAUAGGCUGUUCAGAACAGCGGGAGGCAGAGACGCUGAACAUCGGGCGAAGCUGGUGUGGCAAGGGAUGGAUGCAGACAGGGAGGGAGCAGAGGCGGCGAAGGAGGAGGAGGGCGAGGAGAUUGAGGCCGAGGCAGGCCUGGCCCAGGCCCUGGUGGGGCUCCGGGUCCGAGCGAGGAAUAAGGCGGGUGUCAGGGCCGAGGGACACAGAGAGCACAAGUGGCUCAAAGCAUCAGGAUAUCUCAGGAUUGGGGAGCCACUAUCAGACCACAUUGUUGAAGAUGAGGAGGCCAACAUAGAGCCCAGUCCGGGAGAAUUUGUGCCAGAGACUGUGGAAGACGUCACAGAGCACCAUAAUCCUUUCAAACCCUCGUCAUGGAGGUUGGAUGUGGCACGACAGGAGUGUGCCAGACACUCUGAACGCUAUCUUCACCGCAUCCUCCACUAAGAAUGGACUGGAAAACAACACACACUGGUCUGAGAUUCUGUGCAGCUCAAUAAAGAAACACAGGACUGAUUUUAAAUAAGGUCAUACUGUAUCAACAUUGUUAGGACGUUCUCCUAACAUGCACUCUGUACUUUGGCAAGUUAUCUUAGCGAUUCAUUCUUCCAGUUAUCAGGGUCCGAAAUUAAGUGGACCGGUAGAUAAAAAAGUCCACCGGCCACAAUAAUAUAUUGCCUUUUUUGUGUUACAUAUACAUUAAUUUCCAUAUAUUUAAUUGAGAUAAAGUAUCAUAUUGAAUACAAACUUAAAGAAAAGCCCAGAGCAAAGUUGAAGCAUAAUUAUUUUUAAUAUAUUGAUGAAUGUACUUGCUAUCAACAGGAGUUAAAGCAAGAAAAUCUAUCAACUGUUCUAUGUCUGAAAAUAGGCAUUAAGCCCCAAACAGAUAGAUAGUAACUGAGUUACUCCAUUGACAGGAAAUUCAAAUGUGUAUUUGCAGACUUUUGCAGGAGGCAGACAGGAACAGGACAUUGUGUGAGGUCUGAAAUGAAAUUUUGCAGUGUGUGAGUGCAGUGCACCUUUUAAGUCACACCAUGUUAAAGGUUUGCUGGACAGUUACUUGUCCCACUCCAGAUAAUUCAUGAUAUAUUAUCAUGGUCAAUGGUGGAAGGUAUUGUAACACAGUGUUAAAUGCUAUUUUUUAAAGAACACUUUAAAUGCAUUUUCUAGUCAAGGAUGUUGUUGUUUUUUAUGACUUCAUUCUGAAAUAAAAGUGCAAAUGAAAAUCCAUCCAUCUUGCACUCAUCGGGUUGGGCCGACAGACGAUGGCAUCAUUUGUC
This is a messenger RNA of Acanthopagrus latus (yellowfin seabream), 3433 nucleotides long. RefSeq names its product arginine vasopressin induced 1 (gene avpi1). The transcript has 3 exons. The coding region runs from base 2028 to 2600 and encodes 190 amino acids. Lineage: Eukaryota; Metazoa; Chordata; Actinopteri; Spariformes; Sparidae. The record is from RefSeq and is a predicted model, not a curated record.